AUGUCGGAUAUUGAGGCACCACUAGUACGUCCAAAGAGAAAGAAGAUUUGGGUUGAUUACUUUGUCCAAUUCCGAUGGAUCGUCGUCAUCUUUGUCGUCCUUCCUAUCUCUGCAACAUUGUACUUCCUCACCUAUCUUGGGGAUGUUUGGUCAGAAAUGAAGUCCUAUGAGAAACGUCAAAAGGAACAUGACGAAAAUGUUAAGAAAGUCAUCAAACGACUUAAGGGGAGGGAUGCAGCAAAGGACGGGCUCGUUUGCACCGCGCGUAAACCGUGGAUUGCGGUAGGAAUGAGGAACGUGGACUACAAGAGAGCUCGACAUUUCGAGGUCGACUUGUCUGCUUUCCGUAACAUCUUAAAGAUUGAUAAAGAUAGAAUGAUUGCUAGGGUGGAGCCUCUUGUGAACAUGGGACAAAUUACCCGUGUCACCAUUCCAAUGAACCUGUCCCUUGCUGUUGUUGCUGAGCUCGAUGAUCUUACCGUUGGCGGACUUAUCAACGGCUAUGGUAUUGAAGGAAGCUCUCACGUCCAUGGUUUGUUUACAGACACUGUUGAGGCUUACGAGAUUGUUCUAGCGGGAGGGGAACUUGUCCGGGCCACUAGGGACAAUGAGUAUUCUGACGUUUUCUAUGCCAUUCCAUGGUCACAAGGGACACUCGGGUUCCUCGUUGCUGCCGAGAUCAGGCUUGUACACAUCAAAGAAUACAUGAAACUUACUUACAUCCCAGUCAAGGGUGAUUUACAAACAAUAGCUCAAGGUUAUAUGGAUUCUUUUGCACCCAGAGAUGGGGAUCCAACUAAAAUCCCAGAUUUCAUUGAAGGCAUGGUUUACAGUUCAACUGAAGGCGUAAUGAUGACGGGUAAAUACGCUUCCAAAGAAGAGGCCAAGAAGAAAGGGAACAAGAUUAAUAAUGUUGGAUGGUGGUUCAAGCCAUGGUUCUACCAGUAUGCACAAACCGCAUUGAAGAAAGGAGAAUUCGUCGAAUACAUCCCAACCCGAGAAUAUUACCAUAGGCACACUAGUUCCUUGUACUGGGAAGGUAAGCUUAUCCUUCCAUUUGGUGACCAGUUCUGGUUUAGGUUCCUCUUUGGCUGGUUGAUGCCUCCAAAGGUCUCCCUUCUUAAGGCCACUCAAGGUGAAGGCAUCAGAAAUUACUAUCAUGAAAUGCACGUCAUCCAAGACAUGCUUGUUCCUCUCUACAAAGUCGGUGAUACCCUUGAAUGGGUCGACCGUGAAAUGGAGGUUUAUCCAAUUUGGCUUUGCCCUCACAAAGUCUUCAAACAACCGGUUAAAUGCAUGAUUAACCCCGAACCAGGCUUUGAGUAUGAUAUGAGACAGGGAGACACAGAAGAUGCACAGAUGUACACUGAUGUUGGAGUCUACUAUGCUCCAGGUCCUGUCCUGAGAGGUGAAGUGUUUGAUGGAGUUGAAGCUGUGCGUAAGAUGGAGCAAUGGCUGAUAGAAAACCAUGGCUUCCAACCUCAAUACGCGGUGUCUGAGCUCGAUGAGAAGAGCUUUUGGAGAAUGUUUGACGCUGAAUUGUAUGAGCAUUGCCGUAGGAAGUACAGAGCUAUAGGCACAUUCAUGAGCAUUUAUUACAAGUCGAAGAAGGGAAAAAAGACGGAGAAGGAAGUUCGUGAAGCCGAGCAAGCUCAUCUUGAAACAGCCUACGCCGAGGUAGAUUAA
Messenger RNA from Arabis nemorensis, 1686 nucleotides. The record is from the annotation of a GenBank genome assembly. NCBI's taxonomy places the organism in Eukaryota, Viridiplantae, Streptophyta, Magnoliopsida, Brassicales, Brassicaceae.